AUGGCAAAAAAGCAAGCUUUAACCUCUUCGGCUUCCUUUGUGAGACUUUUCAGUGACAAGAUGGAGGAAGAAGAUCAAGCUCAACCACGAAAAGGGCAUCUUCCAUUUCUUGUGAGAGAAGGGCUUCUUCACGAGAUAAUUGGUAAGGCCUUAACCGAAUCACGUGAGCCAGUGAGCCUCACCAUUGAGUAG
Dovyalis caffra is the source of this 192-nucleotide messenger RNA. Lineage: Eukaryota; Viridiplantae; Streptophyta; Magnoliopsida; Malpighiales; Salicaceae. The record is from the annotation of a GenBank genome assembly.